Enhydra lutris kenyoni (northern sea otter) is the source of this 4333-nucleotide messenger RNA. Its product is annotated as sosondowah ankyrin repeat domain family member C. Bases 67 to 1695 code for a protein of 542 amino acids. The record is from RefSeq and is a predicted model, not a curated record. Lineage: Eukaryota; Metazoa; Chordata; Mammalia; Carnivora; Mustelidae. Gene Ontology annotation, molecular function: protein binding. The transcript has a single exon.
UUUUGAAGCCGGCCGAAAUGGGGCCGGGUUAAACUGCCCGCCGCCGGACGAGCAGCGCGGCCAAGAAUGGAACGGUCGGCGGAGCUCAGCCCCGAAGCCGUGCUGCGCUUCCUCUCGGAGCGCGGGGGUCGGGCCCCGCACGCCGAGCUGGUGCAGCACUUCAGGGGUGCCCUGGGCGGCGAGCCCGAGCAACGUACCCGCGCCCGCGCCCUUUUCAAGGAGCUGGUCAAUGCCGUAGCCACGGUGCGCACCGACCCUGCCGACGGCUCUAAGUACGUGCACCUUAAAAAGAGGUUCUUGGAGGGGGCCACGUCGUCCGAAGCCGUGUCCCCACGGGACCUGCCGAGCAUCUCGGUGACUGCAGAACCCGAAUCCAGCAGCUGCUCCCUGGGGGCACCCGACGGCCUGGUCGAGACCCGGGAGAGCGGCCUGUGCCCAGAGGCGGCGUCCCCGAGUCCGGGUUGCGAGCCGAGCGAUGGGGAGCCCCGGGCCGAAGCGCUUGGGCAGCCAAGCCCGGCCGGAGAGAGCCGGAAUGGGCCGCCCUUCAACGGCGGGGCCCGGAGGAAAAACUCGCGGCGAGACGUGCAGACUCCCCCCCGGGGACCAGUCCCCGGGCCCAGCGAGGACCUAGCGCCCCCGCCCCACGGCUGCGGGGAAAUGGACUCGGGCAGCUCCCCCGGGGGGGUGGCUACCCCAAAGUCUACCCGCCAGAACCUCCGGGACCUUGUGAUGGGCAGCUCCCCGCAGCUGAAGAGGAGCGUUUGUCCAGGAGGGAGCAGCCCGGGGAGCUCCUCUGGGGGAGUACGUGGUAAAGGCGGGGGCGACUCAGACAGCGCAUCGGUCGCUUCGUCCUCGGCAGAGGAGGAGAGCAGCGGCGGGGGUUCGGUGACGCUGGACCCUCUAGAACACGCGUGGAUGCUCUCAGCCUCAGACGGCAAGUGGGACAGCCUGGAAGGGUUGCUCACCUGCGAGCCUGGCCUGCUCGCCAAGCGAGACUUCAUCACCGGCUUCACCUGCCUGCACUGGGCCGCCAAGCAUGGCAGGCAGGAGCUCCUGGCCAUGCUGGUCAACUUCGCUAACAAACACCAGCUGCCAGUGAACAUCAACGCCAGGACAAGCGGAGGCUACACUGCCCUGCACUUAGCUGCCAUGCACGGGCACGUGGAGGUGGUGAAGUUGCUGGUGGGGGCUUACGACGCAGACGUGGACAUCAGGGACUACAGUGGGAAAAAGGCCUGUCAGUACCUGAGUCAGAGCAUCGCGGAGGAAAUCAAGAACCUGGUGGGAGCCCUGGACGAGGACGAUGGAGAGAGUGCCACUGGCAGCGGGGGUGGGCGCUGGAGGCUUUCAAAGGUGCUCCCUUCACACCUCAUCACCUACAAACUCUCACACGUCCUGGAGGAUGGAGGGGAUCAUCACCAUCAUCAUCACCACCACCACCACCACCAAUUGACUGAGGGAUGGGCUGGAGGCAAAGCAAAGGAUCCAGGUCGCAAGGCCUCCGGCAGCUCUAGUGGACGAAUAAAACCCAGACUCAACAAAAUCCGCUUCAGGACCCAGAUCAUCCACACUACACCCUCUUUCAGAGACCCGGAGCAGCCACUGGAGGAGGGGGAGGAGGAAGAGGAGGAACGGGCUCUUAAAGGUCACUCAUCUUCAUUCAAAUUGAGGCCGAAAUCCAAUGUAUUUGGGUAAAAAUAAUUUCGUUUAGAAAAUUCUAGGUUUAUUGGUCUUCAGGAAUAGAAUACACACUGUAGGCUAGUAAGUGAGACCAGAAAAGAGGCUAAAUUCUGCAUUCUUACCUGGGGAGUUGCAAUGGCUGGAAGGAAUUCCCCUAGCAUUCUGGGUUAAGUAGGUUUCCAAGUGAUUUCAUCAAACCUGCCCUAGGCCUCUCUAUCCUGUGCCACCCCUCUGACGUGGAGUCCCUGUUUCUGAGGACUGGGAAUGUAUUUAAAUUGGGUGUACAGAAUUGAUAAUUGAGGGUUCCUUUGAUUUUACAAUUACUGGAUGCCAUGCAAAAUAAGGAAUAUUGCACUUUUAUGUUUCUGUUUUUUAAAAGUGGUUACUCUUCCAAGGGCAACAAGGAGUGCAAGUUAUAAUGAAAUUUUAAGUGAACAAAACUACAUACUGCCUUGGUUUUUUGUUUUUUACUAAUUGCAUUUACUUUUUAAAAUACUACUGCAGGUCAGGUCAAAGUUGAAAAGCGAAAAUACUAUUUAGUGAAUAAAAAUGGUAUCCUGUUUAUAUUGUAAGUAGUGCUCAACUAUUUUUUUAAAAAAGCAAUUUCAACUCUAAUCACUGAACUAAAGAAAUAAGCAGUAUUCAUUUUUGAGGUAAUCUGUAGUGUGGUUUCCUCUUAACUCUAGUAUCAUUGCACUCAGUGUUAAGGUACAUUAUUAAUACAAAAAUUAUUUUAUUUAAAGAGAACACUUAACCUAUGGUACUUUUAAGUAAAACAUUGCCUUUGGUUCUGAUUCUCACUAAUUUGUUUUGUUACUCUAAAAGUCUAAAUUUGCCAGAGUUUUAAUUCUAGGGAUCAUAAAACCAUUGGUUCUAUUUGACAAGACCCUGUUUGGUGGUACUUAGAAGUGAAUUGCCUACAGAAGCUGUUUCUGAUUUAGAUGACUAGCAAAAAUUGGCAUAAAUGUUAGUGAGCCUAUGCUUCUGUGAAGUAAUUAUUAAAUCAAUGAUUCUCACGUAAGGUACACUUUACUAAUAAAGUACACUCAUAGUCUGUGCUUUAUAGCAAUGUUUGCAUAUGUUUCUAAUACUAAAGACUUUAAAUUUUCCAGUGUUUCCUUGAAUUUAUUAGAGGCGUACAGUGAAAUUAUAGAAAAGCUGUGUAGUAAAUCUACCCAGUUAAAAAUAGCACUUUAUAAAAGGGAAAAGAGGUGGAACUAUUUCUUUAUUUAAAAGCUGCUGGCUAUUGAAUUCUUUUUGUAUAUAAGUGGAAAAAUACCUUUCAUUAAGAUUACAGAGUUAGUGUAGUUCUUAAUCACAUUUCAUUCAAAUUUGUUAAAUGUCUAUAUAAUUAUUAUAAAAUUUAACUCACAAGCUUAUUAAAUCAAUUUGUAACAAGAUUCAAAACAACUUCCUGGGAGAUUAAUUCUCACAAGUUCUGCUCCCUUAGUCUUUUUGGUCUCCGAACUGCUGAAACUAAGUACCUGGAGCCCUUAGAGGUUAAGGAGUGAGUUAACAGCUUGCAGAGUGAAUGAACCAGUAUAUAAAUGGCACAGAACUGAAGGUUAGAGAGUUCUUAGAUCUUUACCAGUUUUUAGAAAUUUGUACCAUGUGUGUCACACCUUUCUAGAUAGCAAUUGAAUUUGUUUAAAGACAUAUCAGAAAUAUUCACAUAAAAUACAUAAAUUAUUACCCAUUUGUGUGGCUUUUGGUUUUUAGAUUAUGGAAGUAGGCUAUGUACAAUUGGGAAGCACUUUUAACCAUACAUAUGGGUAAAAACAGUAAUUUUGUAUAUUAGAGGUUCCUUGAAGAUGAAAAGCAGUCAUUUGUUUGGAAUUAUUUAUAUAUAUCUAUACGUAUCUCUCUCUUUCUCUCUCUAUAUAUAUAUACCUGUAUCUAGUGCAGAACAAGCUAUAUAACUUCCCACCGAGGAAUCUUACAUUUCAUUGACAUAAAAAGCUAAAAUGAGCUAUGGAAUGUAGAUACUUCAGAACCAUCUAAAUGUUCUAUUGAGGUCGGUAUUAAUCUCAAAACGUAUAUAUUAGUAACUAAUUGCACAAAAUCUAUAAUUUACUGGAUCUUUAGAAGUUGAGUCAGUAUUUCAGUUUGACCUGCUUUUCACACUAAAGAUUUAACUUCCAAUAAAAUCUAACUUUAAAUUUUCAAAAAUCAUUCCUAAGAGGAACCACUUCUAGCAUUCCUUGUCAUGAUGUGCUUGUGUGCAAUGAGUAUAGCAUUUUCAGCUACUUAAACUCUACAUUCCUCUUCUUUUUCAGUUUCCAAAUUGAGAUUAUUAAAAGCAAAUGAUAUGUGUAAUUUGAUUUUAUGGAGUUGUCUGCCGUUAAUGGAAAUAAGUAUGUCAAUUACUUAGAUGUUUGUUGAUACAAAACUGUGUGAUAUAGACAACCCAAGUAUGUCCAUGUGUUUCUUAUAGGUACACUUGAAACUAGUGAAUGUUUGGUCACAAUUCUCUUCACUUUCAUGGUGUGUAAAAUGCAGCUAGUUUAUAUAACUUGAAAAUCUGGUACUAUUUUAUUCAUGACUGAAAUCUUGGGAGUCCAGGAUGCCUUGUCUCUUAUUUUUUAAAUGAGUGAAACUUUGGGAGUUUAUAGAGUGUGUAAUUUGUAAAAGUUUGUUUUGUCAAAAUAAAAGG